Messenger RNA from Aspergillus homomorphus CBS 101889, 1539 nucleotides. RefSeq names its product translation initiation factor 4B. The transcript is spliced from 7 exons. The record is from RefSeq and is a predicted model, not a curated record. Gene Ontology annotation, molecular function: RNA binding. Lineage: Eukaryota; Fungi; Ascomycota; Eurotiomycetes; Eurotiales; Aspergillaceae. Bases 1 to 1539 code for a protein of 512 amino acids.
AUGGCGCCCGGAAAGCAGAAAGCCCAGAAGAUGUCGUUAGGCAACUUCUUGGCCGACGAGUCCCUUGGCUCUUGGGCCGACGAGAUGGACGACAUGCCUUUGCCUGCCGCCCCUUCUUCGUCCGGCUUCGGAGGCUUCGGAGGCGACCGUCGCCCUGCUGGCCUUUCCUCUUCUGCCGGCUUCGGUAAUGGAUUUGGUGAACGCGAGCGCGGUGGUUACGCCGUGAGAGAGCCCCUCCCUCUCCCCACUCAGCCUCCGUAUACCGCCCACGUUGGCAACUUGUCCUUCGAUGCCGCCUCUGCCGACAUCUCCGACCUUUUCGCCGAAUGCGGUGUGACCAAUGUCCGUGUUGUGGAGGAUAAGUUGACCAAGGCCCCCAAGGGUUUUGGAUACGUCGAAUUUGAGACUGUCGAUGGCCUGAAGAAGGCUCUUGACCUCUCUGGCGCUACUCUCCAGGGUAGAGCCAUUCGUGUCAGCAUCGCUGAGCCUCCCAAGGAACGCGAUGUCAAGGAAUUCGACUGGACCCGCAAGGGACCUCUUCCGGAUGCCCCUCAGCGCCGUGUGCCUGAGCGCUCCAACUUCGGACGCAACCUUGAUAACAUGUCUGAUGCAGGCAGUGAACGUGGCGGUAGCAACCGUCGCAGCAACUUCGAAAGCGACGGCAAGUUCCGCGAUUUCAACAACUGGGAGCGCAAGGGUCCUCUCUCUCCUCCCGCCCCCGUGAGGGAAGGUCGUCCUCGCAGCAAUGAAGGACCCGGUUUCAGACGCAGCUCUCCCGCCUGGGGUGAGGGACGCUCCCACGAGGGACCCCAUGAGGGACGCUCUCAGGACGGCUCUCGUCCUCCUCGCCGCGAAUUCCAGGAACGCCAGGAACGCACCCCUACCGCUGCCGAGCUUGAUAACUCUUGGCGCUCCAGAAUGCGCCCCGAUCAGCCUAAGGAGCCCAGCAACCCCCCUUCACCCGCUGCUGCGCCCGCCGCCCCCGCCGCUCCUAGCCGUCCCAAGUUGAACCUUCAAAAACGGACCGUGGCCGAGACCGCUUCGAGCCCCGCUGCCGGUGGCGAAUCCAAGGCUAGCAUCUUCGGUGGUGCUCGUCCCAUUGAUACCGCUGCUCGUGAGAAGGAGGUUGAGGAACGUCGCCAACUUGCGAUCCGCCAGAAGAAGGAGGCUGAUGAGAAGGCCAAGGCCGAGAAGGGCGAGAAGCAGCGCGCCUCUAAGGAGCAGGCCAAGACCGACAAGCCGGUGUCUACGGCUGAUCCCAACGGAAGAGACACUGUUGAGACCCCUCAGGGUGGCAAGAGCUUCGAUAUCCUCCGGCAGGCCGGUGACGAAGAGAGUGGCGAGAAGGCUGAUCAGGAUCAGGGAGAGGGAUCGGCCGCUAAGGGCGCUGAGGCUGCCACCGAUGCGCCUGCUAGCAAGGCCAACGGUAGCUGGCGCAGCGCUCCGGCUGAGGCCCAGGCAGCUGACGAGGAGGGCUGGAGCACGGUGAGCUCGGGGAGACAGCGCAACAACCGCCGCGGUGGCCGCACGUUCGCAUAG